This is a messenger RNA of Drosophila yakuba, 928 nucleotides long. RefSeq names its product protein obstructor-E. Lineage: Eukaryota; Metazoa; Arthropoda; Insecta; Diptera; Drosophilidae. The record is from RefSeq and is a predicted model, not a curated record. The coding region runs from base 135 to 827 and encodes 230 amino acids. Gene Ontology annotation, cellular component: extracellular region. Gene Ontology annotation, molecular function: chitin binding. The transcript is spliced from 5 exons.
UCUUUUCAGUUGAGUUUGGAACGCGUAACCGUUAAAACGUACAAUCUUGGAGCGGAAGUUUCCAGUUUCUCGUUUCUCCAUUCCAUUUUUUUGCGCGCAUUUGAAUAUAUAUAUAUUUUUUUACGGCACCAAACAUGCAGCGUUUCCAAGUGUGCAGCGUCCUAAUCCUGGCCUGGAUUGCCUGUGGACAUGCCCUGGCGGUGGGCUCUCCGGAGUGCCCCGAGAAGUACGGCGUGCAGGCGUACGCCCACACGGAGAACUGCGACCAGUUCUUCCUCUGCACCAACGGCACCCUGACCCUGGAGACCUGCGAGAACGGACUGCUCUUCGAUGGAAAGGGCGCGGUGCACAACCACUGCAACUACAACUGGGCGGUGGACUGCAAGGGUCGCCAGUGGGAUCCCACUCCCAUUUCCACGCCCGCCUGCGAGUACCAGUUCGGCCUGUACGCGGUCUCCAAGGACUGCUCCACCACCUACAUCAAGUGCGCCCACGGUGAGCCCCACGAGCAGGACUGCGACGCUGGACUGGCCUACGACGAGAGGAUCCACGGCUGCAACUGGCCGGAUCAGCUGCUGGAGCACUGCAAUCCCGAGGCGGUCGUCGGCUUCAAGUGCCCCACCAAGGUGGACCCCAACUCGGUGGCCGCCCGCUUCUGGCCCUUCCCCCGCUUCCCCGUUUCCGGUGAUUGCCACCGCCUGAUCACCUGCGUGGAGGGGCAUCCCCGCCUGAUCAGCUGCGGCGAGGACAAGGUCUUCGACGAGCACACGCUGACCUGCGAGGAGCCGGAGUAUGCCAGCGGCAGCUGCGCCAACUACGGCAAAUAGGGAUCGCCGGCCACUCUGUAUAUACUCACGAACAAAGUGCAGUGCAAUCUCGAUAAUGUGAACGUUCAAAUUAAAGGAGUUACAUACUUGUUUGCUGCAAA